AUGUCAGGUGUCAAGAACCUCCGGGCCAUGUUCGAGCAAAAGCAUGAUACCAGCCCCCCAGACCGAGGCAGAUCUCCCGGUCCUGGCACCGGGCCUGGGACACCUUCUUUCGGCUCUCCCACACCAUCCUCCCGCCCAUUGUCCAAAGUUCGUACCAAUUUCAUCGCUGUCGAGAAGGACGGUCGCGUAGGACUUGCCAGAGACCCCAGCCGUGACUCGGUAUCAGCCUCGAGUAGGAGGUUAAGCAACGAGACCGAGAGCAUCACACCAGCACCUCUCCAAGAAAACAACGACCCAUUCUCCGACAACAUGGCCAACAACCUCGCCUCGUUCAAGACAAACCUUGCCAACGACCCUAUACCGGAAUCUCCAGCGCAGAGCUCCCCCGGCAAAUCCUCCCCGGAGAAGGGAACGGAGCAGGGAGCCGAGACGCCCGAAAUCACACCCUGCCCCAAUCCAGACAAGAUAGUGGAUGAGGAAGAGUCUCAGACCAAGCUUACACCGGCGGAUCCUACCGUCAAGACCGAGACCAAUGGCAAGUCAAAUGGCCUCCAUGGCACACCAGAGGCCGAGAACAAACCCAAGCACACAACGACCACGACCAAGUCUGCACCCAAGACGGCAGCCCCCAUCACAACCUCUGCCAAGACAGCUUCCAAACCGCUCAAGUCUCCAUUGCCGCCCAAGACACCCAAGAGUCCUGCAAAGGAGGCCCCAACAGCCAAGGUGCCAGAAAGAAAGCCUGCUGCCAAGGCCACGACGCCCAAAGCCGCUGCUCCUAGGUCCAGAUCUACGGCUUCGUCGGACAAGAAGCCUGGUGCGCCGGAGCUGUCACCAUCUGCCAGCUUUGUCAGGGCCAAGCCAAAAUCACCGACUCGUCCAGUCCAACUGCCUUCAAGGCUUACUGCACCCACGACUGCGUCGGCCUCGAAGCUCGGCAGCAGUGCCCUUCCGCGUGGACAAUCACAGACUCGUGCCCCGGGCAACACAGCCGCUCCAACGGCCGCCCACAGACCAGCUAGUAGAGUGAGCACUGCGACUGCUGGAACAUCUUCUUCGGGCAAGACUCUGAAGCGCCAGGCAUCAACUGUCGGCAGGGCCCGGCCAAGCCUGGGCCCCCCGCCCAAGCUACCCUCCAAGGACCACCCGCCAGUUCGUAAGGAUGGCCACCAGGUGGAUGAGGGUUUCCUGGCUCGCAUGAUGAGGCCGACGGCGAGUAGCGCUAGUAAGACCUCGGACAAGACUCCCGUCACGCCGCCAAGGAAACAAGCUGCGCCGGCGGCGAUUAAGAAGCCGAUUGAUAGUGCCAAGAAGGCGACAGCCAAGCUGGCCGAAACCAUCAAGAAGGACAGCACCGUGAAGAAGCAGCCAGUCGUGGCCAAGGCAGAGGUGAAGAAAACAGCCCCCUCAAAGAUUGCCAAGCCUGCAGAGCCGACCGCAAAGGAGGUCGCCCCUGUGACUGCACAGGCUGAAAGCCCUGAGGCAGCCGUCGAAGCGGCGAAGACGUCGGGGGAUACUGCCGUCGAGCCCAUUGCAGGACAUCAGGAGACGGAAGCAGAUGUACGAACAACAACAACAACGCCUGAUGGUGAGCCCAAGGUCGGGGAGGAGUCAACGGCAGACGAUGUUCAGACAAGGGCACCGGCAGACAACGAAGAGUCCGUGGUUACUGAAGAACCCGAGGCUGUGGGAGAGGCUGUCGCAGCCCACAACGACGCCUCGCCCAGCACAGAGACGACUGCUGCGCCAGAACUCAAGGAGGACCCCCUCUUCGAUGCCGAGGCUGUCCCGUUGGAUGCAGACAAGGUCGACUCCUUGAACCACAAGGAGACGACGACAGACAAUGUGCCACAAGUCGAGGGAGAGAAGCAACUCGCCUCGACAGACAAGGAGGCAGUUCCAGCCAUUGCAGCAGACCCAGCAAAGGUAGAGGAUAUCGAGGACGUGGUUCAGGAGACUACAGAGCAAACAGCUGAGAAGGCUGAAUAG
This is a messenger RNA of Truncatella angustata, 1989 nucleotides long. RefSeq lists its product as uncharacterized. The record is from RefSeq and is a predicted model, not a curated record. Lineage: Eukaryota; Fungi; Ascomycota; Sordariomycetes; Amphisphaeriales; Sporocadaceae. Bases 1 to 1989 code for a protein of 662 amino acids. The transcript has 2 exons.